Messenger RNA from Vanrija pseudolonga, 3977 nucleotides. It is a transcript of the gene DPL1, whose product is annotated as Sphingosine-1-phosphate lyase. Gene Ontology annotation, molecular function: pyridoxal phosphate binding; sphinganine-1-phosphate aldolase activity. Gene Ontology annotation, cellular component: endoplasmic reticulum. The transcript has 16 exons. The record is from RefSeq and is a predicted model, not a curated record. Bases 69 to 3977 code for a protein of 1302 amino acids. Lineage: Eukaryota; Fungi; Basidiomycota; Tremellomycetes; Trichosporonales; Trichosporonaceae. Gene Ontology annotation, biological process: carboxylic acid metabolic process; sphingolipid catabolic process.
AUCUCUCUCUCCAUUGUUCCUUCACUCUUAUCCAUCCUUCACCCACAUCCCACCUCCCACACCCAACGAUGGCUGCCUGGUCAUCCUUGUCCGUCCCACAACCUGGCCCACGUACGGCAGUGCUCGUACAGCGGCUCGUCCAACUCUCCACUCUCGUUCGUAUCUAUCUGCUCCUCAAGAUUAGCCUGAGGGCAUACCGCCACCUCUACGCGUAUGGUAUCGUCGGCACCAGCGUCCAGGCAUACUCGGCCAUUAAGAGUUUCUUUAUCGGCCUCCUGCUUCGCCUGCCAAGCGCCCGCCGAGAGGUGACGACGGAGCUAGCCAAAGUCCGCUCCGAUUUGGUCGCAAAGUUGGCGCCAACGACCUACCCGGAAGGCAUCAACCUCACCAACGUCCGCGAAAUCCCCGCCACGGGACGGGACCUCGAGUGGCUCCGUUCAGAAUGGGCCAACUUGCACAAGCUGGAGCACUCGGACGUCGACGAAGGACGGGUGAGCGGUGCCGUGUACCAUGGCGGAAACGAUCUCAGCAAAGUCAUUGCGGAAGCGUCAUCCGAGUUCCUCCUCACCAACCCACUGCAUCCCGAUGUCUUCCCCGGCGUCCGCAAGAUGGAGGCCGAGCUCGUCUCGAUGGUUCUCAAGCUUUUCCACGGAGAAGGAGGAGCAGGCACCACUACCUCUGGUGGUACCGAGUCCAUCCUCAUGUCUGUCAAGACGCACCGUGACUGGGCACGUGCGACCAAGGGCAUCACCGAGCCCGAAAUGGUCGUGCCUGCAUCCGCGCACGCCGCCUUCUUCAAAGCUGCCCAGUACUUCUGCAUCAAGAUCCACACCGUUCCGGUCAACCCCGAGACCCGCCAGGUUGAGCCCAAGCAUGUCAAGCGGUUCAUCAACGCCAACACCAUCAUGAUCGUCGGUUCGGCACCCAACUUCCCAGAUGGCAUGGUUGAUCCCAUCCCAGAGCUCGGUCGGCUCGCCGUGCGGUACAACAUCGGUCUCCAUGUUGACUGCUGUCUCGGGUCCUUCAUCAUCACCUUUGCGGAGCGCGCUGGUCUAGCCCAGGGAAUCCCGAAGUUUGAUUUCCAGGUGCCCGGUGUUUCCGCAAUCAGCUGUGAUACUCACAAGUACGGCUUCUGCCCUAAAGGCUCAUCCAUCAUCAUGUACCGCUCAGAAGCGCUCCGCCGAUUCCAGUACUUCUCAAUGCCCGAAUGGGCCGGUGGUGUCUACGCCAGCCCAUCCAUGGCAGGAUCACGACCCGGUUCCAUCAUCGCGGGUGCAUGGGCAACGGUCAACUACAUCGGUUUGGAAGGCUACACCAAGUCUUGUCAAGAUAUAAUCGGCGCCGCAAGGCAUUUCGCAUCCGAGAUCCGCCAGAACUUCGUCGGUGACCUCUACGUUCUGGGUAACCCCCAGCUCUCUGUCGUUGCCUUUGGCUCUAAGACGCUCGGCAUCUACUCGAUUGGUGAUGCCAUGAGCAAGCGCGGCUGGCACCUCAACGGCCUCGCCGACCCCCCAGCAUUGCACAUGGCUUUCACUCGCCUUAGUGGGAUGAACGUCGACAAGCUGCUCUCCGACCUCGCCGAGGUGGUUGAGCUUGAGAAGAAGUCGCCUACCAAGGACGGGACGAUGGUUGCGUUGUACGGCGCUGGACAGACUGUUGCUGGACCAUAUGUUGUUGACGAGGUGGCCAAGACUUUUAUCGACGUCCUGUAUGUUAGUCCUUCGUUAUGCAUUACAGCAAGUAGCGACGACGUCACUUUCCCCGUCCUGGACGACCCGUCCGUAGAAGACCCCGCUUCGCACGCCGAUCAGCACGACGAAGAAGCGGCGCUCGAGGCACUCCGCGCAGCCAUCUCCGGCAGCCAUGAGGACCACUCUGCACACGCCGCCGCUGCGGCCGACGCGCCCGCCGCUCCCACACUCCAGGCACCCGUCGCCGCCGAGGCAGCCGCCGAGCUCGCGAACCCGACCCUCAUCCCCGCCAGCCAGGUCCAGGUCCAGAGCAUCGACAAGGCAGUGGCAGCGCUCCAGCAGCUCAGCUCGGCCAACCAGGCCAUUAUCGACAACAUGAACGCGCCGAGCAUCCUCCAGGGGCUCAUGGGCAGCUUCAAGGUCUUGGCGGACAGCAACCGUCGCCAGGCCGAGCUAGUGAAGAACUUGAUUGAUUCGAUCCAGGGGCGAGGACCGCCCACCAUUGACCCGGGAUUGAGCAUCGCAUACGUGCCGCGCUCAGAAUACGACGCGCUCAAGGCUCGGUACGACGCGUUGGUCAGCACAUCGGCUCCGCUCUCUGGUCACGGCGCUGGAUCGUCGAGACGGGCGCGCACGGCGCGUCAGCACUCGACUCUUGCUGAUGGGGAGGACAAGCUUCGUGAGGCUGGCAGCACCACGCCAGUGUACGAGGAGGACAAGCGCCUCGGCCGCAAGCGACGCAGUAUGAAGCUGGAGCACCUCGUCCACAAGAUGGCCAACCGGCGCUUGGGUGUCGAGUACCCUGUCUCAUCAUUCGAGGUCAAGGGUUCGCGUGAUCUUCCUGAUCCGACAAACAUCCCGCCCACGGCCGAGACGAGUGUCAACGGUGUCGACGAGUUCCGCCCCGACUUCCGCGCGGAUGUGGGAUCUGCGUCGGUUCGUCCCUUUGUCGACGCGGUUAUCCAGGACGUCAAGGCGUCGUGGUCCGAGUCGUACUCUGUCGAGGAGCCCGAGGUCGAUGGCGAGCAGAUUGUCAAGGCGGUUCAGACCUACUGGACUCGCCUGAGCAAGCGCUUUGACGAGCAGCUCACCCGCGAGCGUGGCGAAGUGCACAAGGACGAGCUCACGCGCCGCAAGCAGAACCAGUACCGCAGACAGCAGUCGCUGGUUGCUCGCCGUGCGGCCGCGUUUGACUCGUCGCCGCUCAACCUCUGCAGGCUGCGCGCGCUCUACCGUACACUCCUCACCAUCGACUUUGCCGCCAUGACCAACGAGCGUGCCGAUCCCAAACGCACAUACACCGAGGACGAGUGGAACGCCUACCGCAAGCAACAGUGUGGGACCCGCGCGUCCGAAGCACACGAGGUUGUGGAUCAGUUCUGGUUGUCUAGCACCGCCAGGUCGUUGCUGUCCAUCUUGGACGUCUACGCCUCUGACCAAUCGGCGAGGUUGCGUCGCAAGGGUCGCCCCAAGCAGCCCGCGCCGACCUUCCACCUGCCCCCCGAGCUGUGGGACAGAACCAACCUUCCGCUCCUCCGACCCAAGGAUGCGCAGGGAUUACCCGUGGCCGGCGUCGGAGGCAUCAUCCUGUUCAAGUUCCAUGUGGACGAGAAGGUGCAGCAGGACUUCCCAGACUGGUCUCAGGGCCUGUACGACAACCCGCCCGUGGCAGAGGAGGACAACCUGCUCUCCAACCUCCCCGACGUCAUGAGCGCGAACGCGUUCUACCACCUCAAGCCAAAGGUGAAGCAGAUGACCGAUGCGGCCAAGGUUGCUAGACUGUCUCCAGAAGACGUGCAGGCCAUUCUCUCUCGUCCAGAGACGGACCACCAGCCGCCUUUACUCGACGAGACUGGAGCUGCAGUUGCGGCGGCCACGGCGGCGGCCAACGCCGAGGACACGUCGUUUGACCUCACCACCGACUUUAUGUCUGCAAGAGGUCUCGAGUCGAUUGUGGCCCUCGCAAGUGGGCAGCUGCUCAAUCCCUUUGUGACACCGACGGCAGCCCACGCGUCCACAUCGGCAGCCGCGACGCUGGCACACGCACACGCUGCCAACCCUCUGGCCGCGCUCAGCGGGCUCGGCGACGUGACUGGCGCGUCUGUUGUUCACGGCCCAAGUCCCGGCUCCAGUGUCCGUGCACGCAAGCAGGCGAAGCGCAUGAUGAGCGAAGUGCCGGGCGGAGCUGCUACGCCAGUGCCGCGUAAGAGGAGGAGGGAAGGGGACAUUGACGCGUCCGAGACGGUUGAUAUGAGCGGCGACGCGAGUUUCCUCGAGACGCUUUAG